UACAAAUAAUUAUGAAAAAGUUUCGUGUCCCGAAGUAGGAAGUACAGAAAAGAAUAUAUGUAAGAAUAUACAGUAAUGGAGUCGGUUUUCUUUAUUAUCUGGAAGGACAUGAGGACUUGUAUAUUCGUUUUCAUUUUCUUAACAUAUUUAAUCCUACUGGUAGCGGCACAAAGUAAACGACCUGCAUUUCAACAAUUACAUAAAGAAAAAAUUAAAAAGCCUAACAUUUCAAAAAACAUUUCCAUCUGCGAUCAGCAGGCCUGCUGGAAGCUCGGGCAAGAUAUCAAGCAAAGUAUGAACCGCAAAGUGAACCCCUGCGAUAAUUUUUAUGAAUUUGUUUGCGGAAAUUGGAAAAAUAGGUUUCCUGAUAUCGCAACGAAACCUUUCUUCAAUCGAAUCGAAAGAGCCAAGAAUGCCAUAAAUUUACAGCUCAAAGAAAUUAUAGAAGAACAACCGCGCAAUGAAAUUCGUUCCUUGAAGAAAGCCAAAGUGUGGCACAAGAUGUGCAUAGACGAUGAAACCUUGAAACGAAUAGGAGUUGAACCGAUUAAAACAACUCUGCAGAAGCUAAGAGGAUGGCCUACUAUAUUUCCGCAUUGGGUGUACCAUGAUUGGCAAGACAUUAAUGAUUAUUAUACCACCUUAAGAAGCGGGUCAUCAUCUUUCUUUAAUAUACAAGCGAUGUCUGACCCAGAACAUGAGGCUGAAAAACUGAUUUUAAAGCUGACUCCGCCGAAGUUUUUAAUACCCGAGUACGUUUUAUUGGAUUUUACUACUCAUGAACAAGAAAUCGGUGCUUACGAUGACUUCUUCAGAACAGUUGUGGACACUUUUCUGCAAUCCAGUAAUAUUCACGUUGACCAAGAAGUGAUAACAACAGAUCUAAUUGAAAUGAUGACCCUAGAAAUGCAGCUAACUCAGAUUGCUAACCGCGAAAGGCCAGUAGUCUCGCACUCUCGAACAAUGAGAAUGACUAUCAUUGAAUUGCAGCGACGAUACGACCAGGCAAAUGAUAAGAACAACCCUAAAACUCAGAUAAACUGGCUCAACGUCUUUCAAAACGUGUUGGACCUAGUUGGCAUAGUAAUUGAUCCAUUGGAAGAAGUGUACGUGACCGAUAUUGAUUAUUUUGAAAACCUCGCUUAUAUUUUGAAAAACGCAACUGAACGAGCCAUUGUGAACCACAUUCAUUGGCAAUUUGUUGUACGCUGGAUACAUUACACCACUCCGGUAUUAAGAGAACUUCUUCAACAGUUCAAGAAAGAAAUGUUCUCAGUCGCAAAUGAUGUACCGAGGUGGCUGUCGUGCAUUAAAUCAAACCCUUAUGACCGUGCAAUUAUAUAUGAAUUUUUACGGAGACAUGUGCCAGAUGUAAACAAAGAUCUGUUACUACAUAUACUAGCGAAUGUCAGGUCUGCCUUGGACCAGCAAAUAUCAAAUGCCGUCUGGAUGGAUAAACGUUCAAAAGAUGCAUCAAGGGCGAAAUUAAUGUCAAUGACUGCAAUGUUCGAAGGUCCUUCAAUGUAUCGAAAUUCUAUUGAAAUCGAUAAAUUCUAUGACUCGUUUUUAAUAGCAUUUGACGACUUUUUCCAAAACAUAAAGAACCAAAAAAGAGAUUCUUUUGCAACAACUUUAAAAAUGAAUGGUUUUGAACGUCUAGAAAAUGAAAUAUGGGUGAACAUGCUCGACAUAAAUGCCGUCUAUCAUCUCGUGCCGAAUGUAUUAUGUAAGUAACUAAGUCAAUAUAAUUUCCUGUUAAAAAUCUUGCAUAAAGAUGCGAUAAAAAUUAGGAUAUCCAUAAAGAAUGAAAAUUUUCUACACUCAUUUUGGAUCGAUAGAAUGCAAGAAAAUGAAUUUUAAGCUUCCAAGAGACGAAAGUUCAGAUAUGUAUAUAGAGAAGGUAUUAUUUUUGUUCCCUCGAAGUACUUAAACAAAAAUUGUUACUGUCUGCCCACAGAACACUGUUACAUAAAUGUUAGGUAAAUGUUACGUUUUCGAAGCUAACGUGUUAUGUAGCAUAAAUGUAACGUGGA
This is a messenger RNA of Orussus abietinus, 2033 nucleotides long. RefSeq names its product membrane metallo-endopeptidase-like 1. Gene Ontology annotation, cellular component: plasma membrane. The coding region runs from base 76 to 1734 and encodes 552 amino acids. Gene Ontology annotation, molecular function: metalloendopeptidase activity. The transcript has 13 exons. Lineage: Eukaryota; Metazoa; Arthropoda; Insecta; Hymenoptera; Orussidae. Gene Ontology annotation, biological process: protein processing. The record is from RefSeq and is a predicted model, not a curated record.